Messenger RNA from Macrosiphum euphorbiae (potato aphid), 897 nucleotides. The record is from the annotation of a GenBank genome assembly. Lineage: Eukaryota; Metazoa; Arthropoda; Insecta; Hemiptera; Aphididae.
AUGUCAAAAAGACAAUUUGGCUUCACACAGAACCUCUCCACGGUCGACGCAAUCCAGCACGCCCUCGACUGGUCAAAGUCGAGACACGAGAAGUAUGUCCACGCCGUCUUCCUAGACAUCUCGGGUGCCUUCGACUGCCUAUGGUGGCCACAGUUGGUGAAAGACAUGCAAUUUGCGGGUUGCACUAGCGAACUGAUCGAACUUACAAAGAGUUACCUCGAGGGUCGCCAAACGGAGAUGAAAAUUGGCGACCAAGUCUUUAACAGACAUCUUUCCAAAGGCUGCCCCCAGGGGAGCGAGUACGGACCGGACCUAUGGAAGUAUGCGGUGAACCCGCUGCUAUCGGAAGAGCUGCCGAGAGGUACCGAACUGAUCGCGUAUGCGGACGAUCUUGCUAUUCUCAUCUCAGGAAUGAAUCGAACCGAACUGACUGAGAGGACAAACGCCCUCCUCGCAAGAGCUUCGACUUGGGCGAGCCAGCGAAAACUGACCUUCUCCGCGGCCAAGUCGCAGAUCUUCUGGUUUAAAGGCUCGCUCUCUAAGCCACUUGUCCUGCGGCUUGGGGAGGCUCGAAUAAAACCCACCGAGUCGGCGAAAUACCUCGGUGUUACGUUCGACAGAGGCGGAAAAUUCAGCCACCACCUGGCGGAGAAAGCUAAAUCCACGCAAGCCCUCUUUGGCAGACUGCACGGCGUCGCUAAGACCAAAUGGGGGCUCAAACAGGGUGCACCUCUGCGAAUAUACAAAUCGGUGUUUCUGCCGCAGAUGAGUUACGCGGCCUCGGUGUGGGUCUCGGGCUGCAUGUCCCUGGCCAAGCACCGGAGCAGGGCGAACUCUGCACAGAGACUCCCGCUUCGAGCGAUAACCGGAGCUUAUAAGACCACGUCCACAGUGUAA